AUGACAAGGCAUGUCUGGAGAGCAGCAGAUGCCAGUGUAAUGCUGUGGGAGCCGGCAGUGGCAGCCACGACGCCUCCGGCACCGCAACAGCCGCAGAUGCCGCAGCAACCGCACGGGGUAACCGAAGCUGACAUCCAAGCGUGCUUAACAAGCAGCUACGAUGACACCGAGCAAGACUUGAUGCUUCCUUCAAUCGAGGAUGUUUUUGAGCCAUGUAUCAAGAGCGAGCCUGGAGAAGAGACCAAUGCAGUCGGCUCGUCAACAGUCGAUUCCACUACUUCGGAUUCAUCCAAACAGCGUUGUACUUCGUACGAUUCUCAGGCUACACUACCAUUAUCGACGCCUUGCCCGUCGGACGAAGAAAGAGAUCUUCCUGUUAUACUUCGCAGUCCUGCAAGGACGAGCCACCACCUCAACGUUGGCAAUACCGUACCCACGCCACAAGUACGAAGGACUCUGGACUUCGGUAUGCCAGCCUUUCGCCAUACCAAUGACAUUGUACAACAAGUCUCUGAGCCUAGCGACUUCACUUCGCUGGCAGCACUGCGAAGGCUGGAACGAGACCCUCCCCACCACUGGCAUGAAGAUGAACGAGAACUUUUAACCAUCCUUUAUCGAUGGUACGAAGACACAAAUGUGGCAACCAUUCCGAAGGUCUUCAAUGCUAUCACCAGCCUCAACCUCAGACUUAAUGUCAUACGUUACCAGUUCGAAAGCCACCUCAUUCUGUAUGGCGGUCGUGCGUACCCUGAGUUCGAUCGAGUAAUGAGAGUCCCCUUCCACAACCCCGAACACAAAUACGACGAGAUUCACGCGAUUAUCGAAGAUACGGCCUCCGAGUCUGGCAUUAACUUGUCACGGCGCAUACACGAGGUGAGAAUCGAGUCUGGCUUGGCGAGAACUGCAAAGUCCCCCAAGACGAGGAAACACUACAAAUCCCUCGUUAGACGUGCGCUAAAGAGGGAGAAGGAGAAAGCUCGCGCCCUUCGCAUGCCGGCUCCGGAAAAUCUACCACUGCAGGCCCUUCAGCUCGGCGGAAUGACAUUGGCUGAGCAAGACAACGAAGAAACAUGGUCAGACGUUGAUGGCUAUCAUACACCACCCAUCACACCUACGCAGCCGACACUCCGGACUCCACCCGGCAGGAAUACCAUUGGAUUUCGCGUUUGGGAUGCAAACAGCCGGACAAUGUUCGACGACGAGACGGGCUUCGUGAGUCAAGUCUUCUCGAUUUGGAGGGGCGAGUUUCUGCCGCCUUUCUCCCCCGACGGACAAGGUCAACAGGCUCUGAUGCUCUUGACGAACCUCCAUCUGUCCAUGAGUGGCGGCGCCUCGGCUUUUGUCUCAGUGUCGACGAGUCUCUUGCAAGCUCUCGUCAAAGCUUCUACGAUGUUUGAGCCCAGGAUCGCCGUCAAACGAAUGGUAUGGGCUUCCGUCCCAGCUGCAGCCGUACUAUCACACUUCCCGAUUUCCAAUCUCGCUGUCUUAUCACGCCACAACCAAGCUUGCGAUGAUAUCCUCAACUUGCGGGAUAUACAAUCCGGCCGCAAGACACAGUACGUCUCUUCGCUCUUGCGCGAUAGGAACACAAUCAUCAACAUCCGCACGGCACGAGCCAUGGCUGUGGUAUGCCGGGCCUUCAAGAUGCACCGUGUCGGCGUCAGCCUUGCGCACAUCCAGGGACUGGUCUCGUCGUUGGUGGAUUCGUUCCAGCUGAUGUACGUCACAAGCGAUACACCUCGCAUGUCCAUUAUGAUGGCCAAAGCAUUUGCUGUCUCUCUCGUAUCGCAGGCUCAUCAUACUCACGAUGUAGAGGCGGCUUUCCAGGAAGGCGUUCUGCAAGGCACUGCCUAUGGCGAUUACAAGAGUAUGGGCAAGUACGAGGAAUAG
Messenger RNA from Alternaria conjuncta, 1890 nucleotides. RefSeq lists its product as uncharacterized. Bases 1 to 1890 code for a protein of 629 amino acids. NCBI's taxonomy places the organism in Eukaryota, Fungi, Ascomycota, Dothideomycetes, Pleosporales, Pleosporaceae. The transcript has 4 exons. The record is from RefSeq and is a predicted model, not a curated record.